This is a messenger RNA of Penicillium angulare, 471 nucleotides long. Its product is annotated as ubiquitin-conjugating enzyme E2. Gene Ontology annotation, cellular component: nucleus. Lineage: Eukaryota; Fungi; Ascomycota; Eurotiomycetes; Eurotiales; Aspergillaceae. Gene Ontology annotation, biological process: proteasome-mediated ubiquitin-dependent protein catabolic process; protein polyubiquitination. The coding region runs from base 1 to 471 and encodes 156 amino acids. The record is from RefSeq and is a predicted model, not a curated record. Gene Ontology annotation, molecular function: ubiquitin conjugating enzyme activity. The transcript has 3 exons.
AUGGCCAGUAGCUUUGCGGGUAAGCGUCUGAGCAAGAUGAAUGAGCAUCUUCCGCCCGGAAUCACAAUUGUCAAAUCCGAUGCCCUGGACGAAUGGCAAAUGGAUAUUAAAGUCCUCGACGACAACCCACUAUACAAAGAUCAAAUAUACCGUCUCAAAUUCGCCUUCUCAGAUAAAUACCCCAUUGAACCCCCUGAAGUCCAAUUCAUCGAACUCCCCUCUACAUCCGAUACACCCCGCCCCAUACCAAUGCAUCCCCACAUCUACAGCAAUGGAAUUAUCUGCCUCGAUCUCCUCGGCCAAUCAGGCUGGUCUCCCGUUCAAACUGUUGAAAGCGUCUGCAUGAGUCUACAGAGUAUGUUGACGGCUAACACGAAGGAUGAGCGGCCGCCGGGAAAUAGUGAAUUCGUGGCAUACAAUCGGCGGCGGAUUCGGGACAUCAAUUUCGUUUACGAAGAUGAUAAUGUGUAA